Brassica oleracea var. oleracea is the source of this 1038-nucleotide messenger RNA. RefSeq names its product glutathione S-transferase T3-like. NCBI's taxonomy places the organism in Eukaryota, Viridiplantae, Streptophyta, Magnoliopsida, Brassicales, Brassicaceae. The record is from RefSeq and is a predicted model, not a curated record. The coding region runs from base 1 to 1038 and encodes 345 amino acids. The transcript has 3 exons.
AUGGAUCCCGCAGAAGAGAGAAGAGAGAUGAAGAGGCAAAAGGAGUACUACAACAUGGUAGGAUACGUUUGUGAUUCAGAAUACAGGAUUCUGACAAGGUGUCCGUGUGGUUCAACGAUCAUUGACGAGGUUCGGGGGAAGGAGGACUACGACACCCUUCCUGGGAAGCGUUUCUUCACCUGCAAAAACUACGAGGAUGAUUGGUUGCAUUAUCGUCAUCCUUGGGUGUUUGGUGUCCAGGAGGAGAUCGAAAGGCUGACUAAGCGGGUGGAGGAAGCUGAGCAAUCAACUUCCCAGAGCAGUCAAACAAUAGACGUAGAGUCUUUUGAGGUUCCUAGGUUUAGUAGCCAGAGCUCUGAAGAUCCUAAACCAGUGGAAAGGAGAAAGUGGACACCAAAAGAAAACUUGGUGCUCAUCAGUGCUUGGUUGAACACCAGCAAGGAUCCCAUAGUCAGUAAUGAGCAGAAGGCAGGGGCGUUUUGGAAGAGAAUAGAGGAGUAUUUCAACUCAAGCCCUCAGCUCAGUGGCUUUGCUACUAGAGAGGCAAAUCAAUGUAAGCAGAGGUGGGGAAGAGUGAACGAGCAGGUGUGCAAGUUUGUGGGAAGGUAUGAGGCCGCUCUGAAGGAGCAAGCUAGUGGCCAAAAUGAAAAUGAUGUCAUGAAGGCAGCCCAUGACAUCUUCUUAAAUGACUACCAGGUCAAGUUCAGCCUUGAACAUGCCUGGAGGAAACUUAGGUUUGAUCAGAAAUGGAGAUCAAACUCUGUGUCCAGAGAUGGUGGAAAGGAGAAAAGGAAGGAAGCUGCAGAGGUGGUGCCUGACUUGGAAGAGGUUAGGCCUCCUGGUGUUAAGGCUUGCAAAGCAACCAAACGCAAGAAGCACAGGAAUGAAGCAGCUUUUGAUCAAAUACAGAGCAUGCUUGUUGUGAAACAGAACAUAUCCAAACAGAAACUCCUUGAUCGUCUCCUUGCCAAAAAUGAAAAUGAUCUAUCUGAUACCGAAGUGUCUCUGAAGAAUAAACUCAUAUCUGAAAUGCUUUGA